Messenger RNA from Chenopodium quinoa (quinoa), 920 nucleotides. Its product is annotated as E3 ubiquitin-protein ligase RHA2A-like. NCBI's taxonomy places the organism in Eukaryota, Viridiplantae, Streptophyta, Magnoliopsida, Caryophyllales, Amaranthaceae. The coding region runs from base 450 to 920 and encodes 156 amino acids. The transcript has a single exon. The record is from RefSeq and is a predicted model, not a curated record.
GUCUUGUGAUGAAAUGUAUGUGGAGAUAUUUUUUUUCCCCCUUCUUUUUCUUUUCUUUUUUAACUUAGAUAAUAAUUUUCUGUACUUAUCUUAUCAUUUAAUGAAUUUAUGUAUUAAAUGUAAUUUGUUUCACAAAUUAGAUUUGGUCUCGGAUUUUCCUUUUAAUGUUUGAUUUUUAAUACAUAUAUUGAUCAAAUGUUUAAAAUCAAUAUCUUUAUAGAAUUUGGAUUUACCAUACACAUAGUUUCAACCCCCUGCACCUAGUUUUACACCUUAAUCACCCGCACGAAAUUCUAAAUAUACCUCUUUUCCAUAAACCAGUUCCUAUUCACUCUUAACAACUUUUCCAUCUUAAGUCCUAUUUCCCUCAAACUUCUCUCUCUAGAAUCCAUUUCACAACCAACAAAAAAUAAAAUAAAACAUCACUCAUAUCAACCCAUAUAAAUAAAAUGGGACUUCAAGGCCAACUAAUUGAUGUCUCAUCAAAUUCAAUCUCAAUCUUGGUCUUAACUCUUAUCAUAACCUUUGUCAACCACUUCCUCUCACUCUUCACCCAUUUUUGGAAUUCCUUGGUUAGCUUUCUCUUUAACCAUGAUCGUGAUCUAGAAACCACCGCCAUAAAUGACAUCAACCUAUCGACUCGGGGCUCGGGCCUCACCGACUUCAUCAUUUUAUCUGACCAACUCAGCCUUAACAGUCGCAACUCUUACUGCCAUCAUUUUAGUUGUACUUCUAUCGAAGACAAUUGUACUGUCUGUUUAACUGGCUUUGAAGACGGGCAAUUCAUCCGACGAUUAUGUUGUAAUCAUGUAUUCCAUAAAAAUUGCCUUGACCGUUGGAUUGACCAAAUGAAAUUUACGUGCCCGCUUUGUCGAUCACCUCUCGUCGUUAAUUAUGGUGUUUGUUUGGGUCCAAUUUAG